Messenger RNA from Daldinia caldariorum, 2103 nucleotides. Its product is annotated as mitochondrial matrix Mmp37. NCBI's taxonomy places the organism in Eukaryota, Fungi, Ascomycota, Sordariomycetes, Xylariales, Hypoxylaceae. The transcript has 2 exons. Gene Ontology annotation, biological process: cardiolipin biosynthetic process; CDP-diacylglycerol biosynthetic process. The coding region runs from base 380 to 2002 and encodes 540 amino acids. The record is from RefSeq and is a predicted model, not a curated record. Gene Ontology annotation, molecular function: phosphatidate cytidylyltransferase activity. Gene Ontology annotation, cellular component: mitochondrion.
GCUGUAGUGGGCUUAUUAACGUAAUCUACCUUCUGCUUCCUUCACUAAUAAGAUUUAACAUUCAGUGGCAUUUAGGAGGAAACACACACACACACACACACACACUUACACACUUACCAUCUUUUUCUAUUUUCUUUCAUAGGCGCUACAUUUGGAUCAUACAACAGCAACAACAACAUAGCACCUCAAGUCGUGAGGUUUCAACGCACAUGGAUUCCUUCUUUCGGUAAUAACAUUGCGGCUUUUGCUGCUACUAUUCACUCGUCGUCCCACUAACAAUUUGCGCAACUUGCAACCCGCAAUCCAAUCCGACUAUUUCAAUAUCGUUACUAUCGCAUUCCAUAUACAUUCACAGUAACUUCCUCGGAACACCGGCACUAUGCUUGUACGCCCGGCACCUCUUCCGGGUUUGUCGCCGUCGGCUGUUUGGACGCCCCUCCGACUUCGAAGUCAUCAUUCAACACGAACCGCAAGACAGUAUUCCGUACACACAACCCGAUUACGAUAUCGACCACUCUACGAAACCCCCAAAUCUGCUCGUAUCCUACGUACAUACACAUCAGAUGCUUCAAAGACUUCGGCCUACGAAGGAGCUAGAACUGCUCGGAAACUCGAAUUGGAAACCGACUCUGCCACGAAGGCCGCCAGUUCUCCAGAUGAGCCCCUCUCACAAAAGUACAUUCCUACGACCGCCUCCUCGUCCUCCAAGGACCUGUCCGACUCGGACUUUGAUUGGGAAGACAAGCCCAAUUUUCACAUAGAAAAGUUCACGGAACUUCCUUACGCAAACUUCGGCGUAAAUCAACAUAUGAUUAUCAACCAAGAGUUCAAAGAAGUCCUACGUCAGCUAUUGUGGAGGUUCCGGGCUCCCAUUCGAUAUGCCUUUGCGUAUGGCUCCGGUGUCUUCCCGCAGUCAACAGGUGGUACGGCAACUGAGGCUGAAAUCAAGGCCGUUCACCCCAAGGCACCCCUUGCCGUUCAGAGAGCGCAGGAUGGUUCUCCAAAGAUGAUUGAUUUCAUCUUUGGUGUCUCGCAUACGCAACAUUGGCAUUCCUUAAAUCUUAUGCAACACCGUGAUCAUUACUCAAUGCUUGGAUCAUUAGGAUCAGGUGCCGUAUCGUAUGUACAGGAUAAAUGGGGUGCCGGUGUUUAUUUCAAUCCCGGUGUGGUCGUUGACGGCAUAUUAAUAAAGUACGGGGUGGUCAACAUCGAUACUUUGUGUAGAGACCUGAGCGAGUGGGACACUUUAUAUCUUGCUGGUCGUCUGCACAAGCCGGUAAAGAUUCUUAGAGAUGAUCCUAGGGUUCGGCUUGCGAACCAGAUUAAUCUGUUAUCAGCAUUACGAACAGCUCUCCUUCUGUUGCCCCCAACCUUUACCGAACAAGAAUUAUACGCGACAAUCGCUGGCAUCAGUUAUCUCGGGGACCCGCGAAUGGUUUUACCCACCGAGAAUCCCAAAAAGGUUUCGAACAUCGUCACUCACAACAUGAUGAACUUCCGACGACUCUAUGCGCCACUCGUUGAAUCUCUUCCCAAUGUCGAAUUCGAUGACCCUGCUUGCAGCAAACCUGACUGGAUCGACAAUACAGAUUCCGUAUUAAAGCUACACCAGGAUAUGGACCCUAUAAAGAGAGGUAACAUGGUGCGCCGGUUACCAAAAGCAUUCCGUUCCAAGCUGUACUUUGAAUACCAGAAGAAGUUCGAAAUACCCCAGCUCGAGUUUAAUAAAAUGAUGGAAGAGAAGAAGGAUGAGGAUGCUGUCUCUUUCAAGAGACAACAAGGCACUGCCUUUGAACAGCGGAUCGCGCAAGAUGAUCCCGAGGCCCUUCGGAAAACUAUUCGCACCGUUAUCAAGAGGACCAUCAGCUGGCCAAGCACUACUCAAAGUAUCAAGGGUAUCCUUACGGCCGGUCUUCGUCGAAGCUUCCAUUACUUGGGAGAAAAAAUGGCAAAGUAUCGCGAGGCGAAUAAGCCCAAAAAGGAUGAUGAGAAGACUUCUUAAAAAUUCUCAGACUUUAGAGGUCUGCUCCUAUUUAUGGAUCUAGCCAGCGCGUCCUUUAGAGUAACAUAGGGUAAAGAAAGCUAGGGCAAUUUCUGAAGGCC